AACUCCCGCCUCCGGUCCAUGUUCUCUCUCCACCCAUUAUCGCCAAUCCUGCUCAUGAUUGAUGCAGGUGCACAUACAGAAUGCCAGUCCAAAGGCGCGAACAGGCGGGUCCUCCCUUGCCAGCAGCCACGGCCAUCACAGCUCAUGGCUCGCUUAAUUCCAAGCUAAUUCACCAUUACGGCAAAAGUCUUCUGUGAUAUACAGGAACGCGGGCUUGGAACCAUUGUCUUUGCCGCGUGCGUGAUGACCGAGAGAAGAUUUUCCCUGCCGUACCUUUGAGCCGGCGACGGCUUUACGCAGCGAAAACAACUAGUAUAAGACCCCAAGCUACCAGCUCGUUGCGAGACGGUAGCGUUUGCCACCUGCUUCUUCGCAUCUUCGGCGCUUUCUACGCAUUCUCAGCUGAAUCUUCCAGACUCAAUCUCAACAUGUUGACCACAUCACUUGCUCUACUUGCCCUUUCGGCCGUCACAGAGGCGCAUUUCCGUCUUAGCUACCCUUACUGGCGAGGCGACUCCUUCGCCGAAGGACGUUCUCAGUGGUCGUGGCCAUGUGCGAACGUCAGCCAGGAGAACAGUAGCACCAACCGCACACAAUGGCCGCUAGAAGGCGGCUCUCUUGUCUACUCUUCGUCGCACGAGUGGGUGCAAACCUAUGUCAAUCUCGGUCUCGGCGACGAAGUGACUGGCUUCAAUGUAUCCCUCAUCGCUGCAUGGAAUGCAACCGGCAACGGGACCGUGUGCUUCCCCCACAUCGGCGCAGCAGAGCUUGCGAGAUUGAAUCUGACUGAGGGUCAAACCGCGAGCUUGCAAGUAGUCAACGUGAAUGCAAAAGGAAAUGCGCUCUACAACUGUGCUGACAUUGUCUUUACCGCAAACGCUACCGUCCUCUCUGGCGACGCGUGCCAGAAUUCGACCGGCAUCGGUGGCUACUAUCUCACAGACUCAGCUUCGUCAUCUGGACAUGCAGAGUCUAGCAAUUCGACCGCGUCGUCCUCGGCUGCCGCAUCGAGCUCAACCUCUUCCUCGAGUGCCAGCUCGAACAGGCUUGGCGUCGCGGCUCUAGUCGGAGGUGCGGCAGUAGCUUUUGGUGCCUUGAUUGUUUGAGACUCAUGUUAGUGUAAAUAAUGAGCGUGCUUAGGAAAGCUGGUCGCACUGUAAUGUAAUCUAGUGUGUUGCGCUUAGACAAGGCUGAACAGUCACGUGUGGCGACCUGCGUAGAACAUUGACCGGGCGCAAUUGCCACAGCAGCGGUGGAUAUGAGCUUGUUAAGCGUUGUACACCAUCUCAAAUAUCGACAACAUCCUGCCUGACUAUUCUUAAAACACUCACUGAACGCGAUACAGCCAAAAUUCUUAUGCCGAUCACGUGCGCUCAUUCUGACCGGUGACAAAACU
Messenger RNA from Verruconis gallopava, 1396 nucleotides. RefSeq lists its product as uncharacterized. The record is from RefSeq and is a predicted model, not a curated record. The coding region runs from base 429 to 1106 and encodes 225 amino acids. NCBI's taxonomy places the organism in Eukaryota, Fungi, Ascomycota, Dothideomycetes, Venturiales, Sympoventuriaceae. The transcript has 3 exons.